UUUAGGCUGGAACAUGGGAAGAGACGAACAUUAACAAAUGGGUAACUUGAAGGAUUAAGAGGAAACUUAUGAAUCAAAUGGACUUAGACAGUCGAGAUAGUGCGCCUUUUUGUUCAAAGUACAUAUGGCCUCACUAAUAAUGAAUGCUUAAAAGAAUGCUUGAAGUGGAACUCCACAAGAUUUUGUAAACAUUGCUCGACACACCACUUCAAUGCCAAGUAUAUAUAUAUUAACUUUUGACUAUGUACGGAUCCACCAAGCUUCUAUGUACAAAUUUAAAUAACCUCUUUUGAAUAUGUAUGUAAUUAUUAGCUAAGACAGAAGUCCCACUUUUGGAUGCGAACAAAACUAAACUCUAUGUAAUUAGACAAUCGAAUACUUUUGUUGAACAUAACAGUAACGAAAUAUAUGUAAAUACCUUACUAAUAUUUUGCGUACAAACAAAUUUCAGUAUCAAACUCCCACGUGCAUCGCACGUGCUCCUCACUAGUACCCUUAAAAAUAGUUAUAACAUAAUUGAUUUGUUUUCUAUCAUAACCUAAUUCAAAAUAGAUCCAAUGAAAAAUUAACCCGAACGAAACCACGAACCGAACAACAUGUUCGUGAAUCAAGAUUUCACCUCUAAACUUGGAAUAAAUUCAUCAAGGACAUAACCUGAUUGAGUCCAGCCCAACACAAAAUUGACCCUUGAGCCCGGAGUCCAAAAUAGUUCAUGAAAUAGCAACUAGUGCGUCACCAACGCUCAGAUUGUGCAGGGGUGUGCACGGUGCUCUUGGUGCACCUGUCCAAAAACGCAAAAAUUAAACAAUAAAACGCAAAAACACUAAAACACUAAAACAACAAAAAAAAAGAAAAGAACAGUGAAAAUAAAUCAGAAAAGAACAUUAAGAAGUAUACUAAAAGAACAAUAACAAAAAAACAUAAAGAACACUAAUAUAAAAAGACAAAAGUAAAAAUAUUAAAAGCAGUUAUGUUUUAAAAUAUAAAAUUCAAAAAGGAACGGUUAUUUAUCUCUCCUCUUAAAAGCAGUGGUAUAAAUACCCAAAUUGCAAAGUACACUCUUACAUGCAAUUCUCAAAACCGAUUUCCCCAAAAAACUAAUCAACUUCCCUCCUACUCUCAACUGCUUUUCUAACUCAAUUCAAACUCAAUUUCUACAAAAAAAUGGGUAGAACGAAAAAAUCAGACGAACCAAAAGCUUCUGCUGAAAGUGAUGAGAUUCCUCUCAAGGAUUUUGUGAAAAGGAAGAACAAAGAAAUUUCAAAACCAGAAGAAGAAAAUCCGGAAGCUAAAAUGUUAAGUAUUGAAGAACAACGGAAGCAAAUACUUGACCAGAAACAAAUGCUGUUAAACAUUCAAAAACAGCUGAAAGAACAAGAGGACAGGCUGAAUGCACAGACCAAUGCCUCGAAAGAUGAAAACGAGGAUGAACAUCCAAAACCCCAACCAAAAAAGAGAAAGUUAACUUUUCGAUCGAGUGCACAAGAAGAUGAUGCACAGAAGGUUGAUGAACAACCUGAAACAAAGAAAAAAGGAACAAGAGUCAAAACUAUUCCAAAUCGAAACAGAACAAGAUUACAGCUAUAUAAGGAAGAAUUCCCUCAGACGAUGAAAGAGGUCAAUGAGGAAUUUGAAGCUCUAGAAAAGAAAAAAUCUGCCCCAGUGAAUAAGAAGCGCAAAGGAACUUCUAAGAAGGGAAAAGAGAUUGUUCUUCGUGAAGAUUAUGAAAAGGAUGAAGAAGAAGUGGAAGAAGAGUCAAUAUCUUCCUCUACCUUUUUCAUAAAGAAGAGAGGUAAUGAUAUAAUGAUUGCUGAUGGAGAAAUGGAAGUGAAGGAAGAAGAAAAACCUGUGAUUGAUCCCAAACAAAAGCCCCAUGAGCACAAACUGAACGUGAGGCAAACUGCGCAAAUGCUGAUGCGCUUUUUGAAGGGAAUUUCAUCUGAUAAACCUAUUAAUAGGGCAAAACAACAAGCUAUCACAGAGUUAGGGUUCGGAUCUUUUCUAAACCUUGACAUACCACCAAAUGUAAAUCCAUUCCCGUACGAGUUGCUUUCCCAUUUCAACUCUUCAACCCGGGCCCUAGAUUUACAAAAAUCUUCCUUGCAUAUUACAAUAGGGGACAUAUACCUUGUGUAUGGUAUCCCUAUUGGAGGAGACCAGGUGAUUGAAUUGACAGAUGAAACAGAUCCAGCGGUGAAGAAAGUAUUUUCUGAUUUUUGGAAAUAUUGGGACGUGCAAUCUGGAUGCCCAAAGUUGGUGAAAAUGAUAGAAAAAUUGAUCAAAGAAACCACCAAAGUUGAUGAUAACUGGAAAAGAUCUUUCCUCGUGGUUGUUGUUAACACAAUGAUCAAAUCCACUACCAACAUUUCGCCAAACUUCAAAUUCCUUGCUAGCACGGUUAAUCUGAAUCGAGUAAGGAAUCUGAAUUGGUGUCAUUAUGCCUAUACCAGUCUUUUGACGGCAGCUAAAUACUGGAAUGAGGACCGAAGCAGAUGGUUUGCUGGUCCGCUACCAUUUUUAAUGGUGUGUUAUUUUGAUCGAGUGCAAAUUGAAAAAGAAUAUCCUCCUAGGAGCUUCCCCAUCAUUAAAUGCUGGUCAAGACAAAUGAUAAGCAGCAGGGUUAAGCAUGAUAAUGAGUGUGGCUUUGGACAUGGUAUCAUUCUUGACAGAAUCGAAAGCCCACCAGAGCUAAUACAGUAUAGGAGAGAUAUUCUUUUGGAAAAAGAACAAGAAGAACCACCACAACCACAACAAGAAGAACAAGAACAAGAACAACCACAACCACCACCACCACAACAUGAAGAACAAGAACAAGAACAACCACAACCACCACCAACAGAACAAGAAGAAGUACCACCACCACUACAACAAAAACAACAACAGCAGCAGCAAAAACAACAACAAGCACAUCAAAGUUCACCGGUGACUGAACUCGGUGAAGAUCAGGAGAUACCAGAGCAACAAACACACUCCAACCCCGAGGAAGUCAAACUACCCUCGACAGUUGAGGAGUUUCAUCAGGAGUUCUUGAAGACCACAGCUGAAUUAAGUGGUGUAAUGAACAAAUUCAACAACCUCUUGUCGUUGUCGAAGAAGUUCUUUGACACGACUGUUGAUGUAAAAGAAACAAUGUCAUUUAAUAUGGCAGAGAUGUGGUCCAAGUGUUCAGAAACACAACUUCCAACCGUGUUUGACAACGUCAAGAAUGCAUCGAAUGAGGAGAGAAAAGAUUCACAGGAGAUGGGUUCCAUUCUGAUUCAAGACAAAGAGUUUUUCAGCUCGGACUACUUCUCCAUUUUAUUUGAUGAUGCAGUCAAGAAAGCGACUAGAGGGAAGAAAAAAGAAACUGUUAUGGAAAAAGAAACAGAGGAACCUAUGUCAGAGGAGCCUCUAUCAGAGGAAAGUCUACCGGAAUUACCUCCAUUUCUCACACCUCCCACUAUGGACUCUGAAAAUGAUGGGGUUAAUGAUUUGACUUUGAAGCUUGGACUACCGUCCAUUUCAGACAUUACCCCUACACAUGACUAUGAAGAGGAGAUGAGGAUCCAAGCACUCUUGAUGAACAACUCUUUAACAGAAGGUGACCUUCAAACGAUUUCAGGGGAGAAGGAAGAUUAUUCAGAAAAAGAACAGCAGUCUCCACCGAAAACCGAAAUGUUCAAAAUAUAUUUUCUCUCUGUACCUGAGAGUUUGAAGAACAAUGAUGAUGCUUUGAACAAAAGCAGUGAAAAAGGGACACCAAUCCCUAAUCGAGAAGAACAAGAUUUUGAGACCCCAAAAGUUCCUGUAGCGGAUUCCCAGGGUAAUGUGAUAACUCCAUCAGUCUAUCUGAGAGAUGAAGAGGAUGUUCCAACAAAAACAACAAAAGAUGAAGAGGAUGUUCCAACUACAAGUCAAAUCCCUGCCACAAUGAAGAGAAUCAAGAAUGUCCCUAUAGUGUUACGGUCACCGUUUUUAACUCAGUAUUCACAUUUACUUGAGGCUAGUGACAAACUAAGCCAAGAGGACAAGGAUUUGAAAUGCAUUCUUGAUUAUGCAAUUGCAGAGGGUGAUCCUAGUGAGUUGGUGUACUAUGACAAAUGGAACUUAAUUACAAGAGCUAAUAUGCAAACCCUAGGUGGGGAUGUUUGGGUGGAAAAUAAUAUCAUUGACACAUUUGCAAAACUGUUGAAUGAUGAUCGAGACCAGUGCGUAAAGUCGAACAUGAAAUUCUACUUUUCGACAAUUCCUUACAAUAUGCUGUUACAAAACGACGCAUAUGGUGGGACACAAGAUAGCCAAGGAACUGAGCAGAAGAGGUUUCAGAAUUUUGUGGAUUCCAUUAAGCAUGAAAUGUCAGUUGCAAAUGUUUCAUCUCUAAAUGGAUACCAUCUGUUGUUCUUUCCUGUCUGUUCUGGUGCACAUUUCUUCCUCAUUGUGAUAAACAAUAAAACAAAGAAAGUUGAAAUUCUUGACAAUCUCGAUCUACCGGAGGGAAUACCUUUUGAGAACAAAUAUGAACAGAAUCCCCAAAACACUUUUGAAACAUGGUUGAAGUUUUGUGAGCUGGAAGGGUAUCCAUUAAAAAACACACAAAUCAAGCAAUAUGAAAUCACAUUACCUUCAAUGCCAUGGAAAAAUCGAGAAAACAAAGUCGAAUGCGGGGUGUAUGCAAUGCGGCAUAUGGAGACAUAUAAAGGCAACCCGAAUUGGGAUUGUGGAUUUACAAACUAUGAAGAUGAUAAAAUCUAUAUUCGGCAGCUAAGGAUACAUUAUGCAACACAAAUCUUAUCAAGCGCUCAGAACGAGAAGCAUGAGUUGAGAUAUCUGGCACUGAAACAAGCAAAUCAAGUAGAAUAGACAUUACUUUUGAAACAAUGGUUUGAUAUUGGAUGUUGGUUGUUGUUUAAAAACAAGCAUGAGUUGGUUGUUGUUUGGUUUAAAACAAUGGUUUGUUAUUGUUCUUUUGAAACAAUGGUUUGAUAGUGUUCCUUAGAAACAAUGGUUUGAUAGUAUCUGUGUUCUUUUAAUGUUGCUGAUUGUUCUUUUGAACUAGUAGUUUGUGAAUUGGUUUAGAAACAAUUGUUCUUUUGAA
Spinacia oleracea (spinach) is the source of this 5074-nucleotide messenger RNA. RefSeq lists its product as uncharacterized. Bases 1165 to 4839 code for a protein of 1224 amino acids. The record is from RefSeq and is a predicted model, not a curated record. NCBI's taxonomy places the organism in Eukaryota, Viridiplantae, Streptophyta, Magnoliopsida, Caryophyllales, Amaranthaceae. The transcript is spliced from 20 exons. Gene Ontology annotation, molecular function: cysteine-type peptidase activity. Gene Ontology annotation, biological process: proteolysis.